GUGGGUUCUUCUGUAGUGUUUGAAAGGAGGCAGAAUAGAGCGCCAGGGAGUCCAGAGGUCCGAGUCGGGGGGCCCCCUGAAACUCAGAGAGGAGGAGGAGAGAGGAGGUGCUGAAAGGGACUCGAUACCGCCCCCCGAAAAAGCCUGGAAGAAUUGCGCUCCGUCAGUGCGCGCUGCCUGCCAGUCUGAGGAUGGGGAUUUUUUUUCCAUUCAUCCACGUCCCCUUUUCCCUCCUCCUUCUCUCAAACUACCCAGUCGGUCUGUCAAUGUGCUGCGAGCAUUAGUGCAAGUCAAACCAGUGGGAUUUUGAGGCAGAGAGACGGAUGAGAUAACGAAAGAACCGCUUUCCUCUGCCCGAAAAGCGACGCGUCCUGCUCUCCAAAUGAUGCGCUAAAAUCAGAUAGGCGUCAAUUUCCAAAAGGGACUAAUGCGCACAAUUUUAUUUUUUAUGUUUUUUUAUCACUUCACAAGUUUCACGUUGGCCUUUGUGCGGCUUUAUUAGAGUGGAGAUGCUUUUCUAGCUGUUUGGUUUGCUUCCAUCUCAGUUUUCUUGUGUUGUAGAUUUCAUAGAUCCCUGGAUUUAUCAUUCCUGGAUCCUGUGAUUUGUUUCUCAAUUUUCACCCAUCCGUUGCUUUAAGGAUUUGCGGAUUUACAGCCGUGUUGAACCUGUGUAUUUCUCAAAGAGGAGAAUAAGGAUUGUAAUGCGCAUUGACUAAGCUGCACCGAGCAUCAACAUGUUUUUAUGAGGAUGGAGCUGUGGACAGGAGUGACAUCUUUUCCAUUUUAAACCAUUCGCCUUUUCAGUUUUUUUUUCUGUUUUUUUGGCCUGAUUUCGAUUGUUUCCUUCUAACAGACUGACAAUAUUCCUUUUCAGUCCAGCCUGGUAUGUUGGCAGGUAGAUUUUCUUGCAAGAAAACAAGGUAAUGGGAGAGAAAUCACACAGAGUCGGCACAGAGAACAAGGGAACAUUGUUCGCAAAAAAGACAAUUAGGGCGCACCGAAAGGCAGCAGAAAUAGCUCCUGAGUGGCGAUAAAAUUCAGAAAAUUCGAUCCAGUGGAGUUAUAUUGAAGCUGAGGAGUGCUGCUUUUGGAAGAAGAACGACUAAUGACAAAUUAAUGGGAAAGUCAUGGGAUUGGCACUGAAAUAGUACGGCCGUGGACGCGCACAAAAACCCCGUCGUUUUUUUUUUUUUUUUUUUUUUUUUUUGGAGAUCCAUGCGCACGGAUUGAACAACUUUGUCCUACACGUUUCUGAGUGUGAUUUUUGGUUUGAUCCAGCUCAGUUUGUUGAAUUGUGAAUCCAUGAGGCUGUGCACAGCAGGUUUUUACUUUACACUUUGACUGCCUUGUACCUAUAGCCUGCUCGGCUGUAGACGCACAUCCAUUGUUUUCAGAGGCUCCUUACACCCGCUUUAGAAACACAAAAUAUUCUCCCCUAUUUCUUUUUCUUUCUCUCUUUUUUUUUUUUUUAUAUAUAUAAAUGGGGCUGCAUAUGCUGGGUGUCAGGGUUGAAAUGGCGUGUCGACUGAGUGGAAAUGGAGUGGUGAUCCUGCUGGUUUUCUUACUGGAUUUAGUGGGCACAACGGCCAGCAGUAUGGAGCCUAUCUACUGGAAUUCCCUGAACGAAAGGUUCAGGGACGAUAAGGGCUACGUUCUGUACCCUCAGAUCGGGGACCGGCUGGACCUCAUCUGCCCUCCCUUGGACACAGCCAGAUCCACGCCAGAGUACGAGUUCUACAAGCUCUACCUCGUGUCGUCACGGGAACAGGCGGACCGCUGCGAGGUGACAGGCCCCCCCAACAUCGUGUUGACCUGCGACGAACCCACCCGUGAACGUCGCUUCACCAUCAAGUUCCAGGAGUUCUCCCCCAACCUCUGGGGCCACGAGUUCAAGAGCAUGCACGACUACUACAUCAUCGCUACGUCAGAUGGGACGCGCCAAGGCCUGGAUAGCAUGAGAGGGGGAGUGUGUGCCACGCAAGGCAUGAAGGUGGUCCUGAAAGUGGGACAAAGUCCAUAUGGGCUGCCUCCGAAGAAGCCGGAGCCACCACCACGUGCCACCAACAGAAACUCAGGCGGCACAGGGAACACCACUCAGUCUAGAGGAACCAACAACUUCGGCAGCGAUGACACCGGCGGCAACGGGCCCCUCCAACCCUCCAACAUCGCUCUAAUCGCCGGGGCCGCCGGAGGAUCUGCUUUCCUCCUGCUGGUCACCGCUGUAAUCUGCGUGGUGUGCUAUCGACGGCGACACGCGAAGCACUCGGACACCCAUCACCCUCCGCUGUCGCUCUCCUCCCUCACCAGUCCCAAGCGAGGAGGUGGUGGCGGCAUCACCAGCUCCAACAACAACGGGUCCGAGCCGAGCGACAUCAUCAUCCCUCUACGGACGUCAGACUCGGCCUACUGCCCGCACUACGAGAAGGUGAGCGGGGACUACGGACACCCCGUCUACAUCGUCCAGGAGAUGCCGCCUCAGAGCCCGGCGAACAUCUACUACAAAGUAUGAGACGGCCCCAGUUCCGGCCGACUGGACACACCCACAUCCCUUUACCCACUACCAACCAAACCCCGCUACAAAUGAAGCCACAGCAAAGCUUGCCAUUACAGCUCCCACCCCUUAAUACUACCAGUAUUUUCCCUUGGACUCCCCCUCACCGCCCCGUGAGCCCACCCCCCUGGCCACAGCUGUGUUCUAGCUGAAUCAACCUCCCUUCCCCAUUUUCACACGAGUGGGCCACUAAGUGUGUGUUUAGGGCAAUGUCAUAACCGAACAUCGCCCUUCUUAACAAGGCCCUCGUGAAUGGGCAAGAGCCUCUGAGUGCCCCCUUCUUGCUUACUCAGAGCCCCGCCCGUCAUCCCCAAAACGCCAGUAUGCGUCUGCAGCGCACACUCUUUUCCAAGGACUAUGGACCUGGCACUGGGACCUAUGAUGUAUUAAAAAAGAAAGAGGGGAAAGAAAAGAAAGUGAAGAACUACAAGUUAAAAAAAAACAAAAAAAACAAAACAAACUAUAACCCUGAUCCUACUUAGCACCGGAGAACUCUGAUUCGCAGAGGCCAUACCUGCCGAGCCCACUGCCCCGCCCCUCAGAGCUCCAUCAGCCAACCAGAGACCGGCCCCUGCCACUAAUUCACCAAUAGGAUUCUAGUUUGUUUGUGUUUGUUUUCUCCUGAGGAAGCAGGGGUUACGGACUCGCCCAAUCAGCAAACCCGGGCGGCAGUCACAUGACUAGGCCCAGGCCUGAGGAGAUCUGACCAAUCGCGUCACGGUGACACUCAGAAUCUUGUAUAUUUUAAUAAUGUGUGUGUGUGUGUGUGAGAGAAAGUGUGUGUGCGCAUAGGACUCGGAUAAUAUUAUGGCACUGCUGCUCCACAUUAGAGGUGUGUGUGCAGUCGGUGCGCUUCAGUACAGCAAGUCUGCAUAUGAGUUUGCAUAUGCACGUGUGGGGUUUAGUUUGUAUGUGUACGCUUCGUGUGUGAGUGACUGUGCGUACGUGUGCGUCCUUUAGACUUGUCUUAAAUACCAAAACACAAAAUAGUGAGCGAAUAUCAAAAAAGUGAGAUUUUUUAUCGCUAUCAACACUUAUAGAUUAUAUAUAUGAAUAUCCAGUAAAUAAUUUCUAGAUGUUUUUUUUUCCCGUUCUCUAUUGUUUUAUGAUUUUUACCCAAUCUGUUAAAAUACACUUCUGUUACAUUUUUUUAUCUGCUGUUUUUGUUUUUUUUUCCACACCGUAGAAUGACCUUAUUUCCUUCCUUUUCCCUUUGCAAUGUAUAUUAAUUUAAUCCCCUUUUUAAUUUUCCCAGUGAACAGAGGUUGUUUCUCUCUUCCUCUCUUCCCUCACUCAUUCACUCCCUCCCUCCCUCCCCUCCUCCUCCUCCCCCCUCCCCUCUAGGGUCUCUGAACUCUGUGUAUAUUUUUAUAGCUCCUUGUACUAUGCUGUAGUUUUGAAGUUUAGACCUCGUUUGUGGAAGUGUUGAGGUAGAACCAUCUAUGAAAGUUUUUUUCUUUGUUUUUUUUUUUUUUCUCAAAUGCUUUUUUUUUUUU
Sphaeramia orbicularis (orbiculate cardinalfish) is the source of this 4047-nucleotide messenger RNA. RefSeq names its product ephrin-B3b (gene efnb3b). The coding region runs from base 1481 to 2509 and encodes 342 amino acids. Gene Ontology annotation, cellular component: plasma membrane. The transcript is spliced from 5 exons. Gene Ontology annotation, biological process: axon guidance; ephrin receptor signaling pathway. The record is from RefSeq and is a predicted model, not a curated record. NCBI's taxonomy places the organism in Eukaryota, Metazoa, Chordata, Actinopteri, Kurtiformes, Apogonidae. Gene Ontology annotation, molecular function: ephrin receptor binding.